Molecule: messenger RNA, 3550 nt
Organism: Amphibalanus amphitrite
Lineage: Eukaryota; Metazoa; Arthropoda; Thecostraca; Balanomorpha; Balanidae
Exons: 18
Coding region: 144-3473 (1109 amino acids)
Cellular component (GO): mitochondrion
Molecular function (GO): GTPase activity; magnesium ion binding; GTP binding
Source: RefSeq, a predicted model, not a curated record
GAGCGCCGGCGUCGGAUGUGUUGUUGAUGUGUUGCAUGUUAAUUUACUUUUUCUCUGCAGCUUGUGGUAUUUUCGCGUGAUAUUCAAUAGAAAAGUGUUUGUUGCUUGAUAUUGAUGCGUAAGACAAGUUACAAGUAGCGAAUAUGGCUAACCGCACUGUAAAAGACGCGACUUCGGUGAAAGGAACGAAUCCACAAUAUUUAGUGGAGAAAAUUAUUCGUUCAAGAAUAUAUGACAGCCGAUACUGGAAAGAAGAAUGUUUUGCGCUCACAGCUGAGCUUGUGGUGGACAAGGCCAUGCAGCUGAAGUAUGUUGGAGGUGUUUUUGGAGGCAACAUCAAGCCCACACCAUUCCUCUGUCUGGUGCUGAAGAUGCUGCAGAUCCAGCCAGAGAAAGACAUCAUUGUAGAAUUCAUCAAGAAUGAAGACUUCAAGUACGUGCGUGCCCUGGGCGCCUACUACAUGCGGCUGACUGGGAACUCACUCGACUGCUACAAAUAUCUGGAGCCGCUGCUCAACGACUACCGCAAGCUGCGCUCUCAGAACCGCCAGGGAGUGUACGAGUUAACCUAUAUGGACGAGUUCAUCGACCAACUGCUGCGGGAGGAGCGCAUGUGUGAUGUCAUAUUGCCACGCAUCCAGCGAAGACAGGUGCACGAGGAGAACGGUCAGCUGGAGCCGCGGGUGUCGGCGCUCGAUGACGACCUCGACGAGCUGGCCGAGUCGUCUGGCGAUGACGAGCCGCCGCCGCUGCCGUCCAGUCCGCCACCGGCGCGGCCCAGUCCGCCGCCGCUGCCGCCGCCGCCAGGUGCCCUCUCCGGCCGCCACCACCGGCGCAGUCGCAGCCGCAGCAGAGAGCGCGCCCGCGACCCCUGGAAGAAGCGGGAACACCGCGACGACCACCGGGAACACCGCGGGGAGCACCGGCGUGAACACCGGGAGCACCGGGGAGAGCACCGCGAACACAGAGGAGACUACCGCGGCGACCACUACGGCGACUAUCGUGGAGAGUUCCGCGGCGACCGAUCCCGAGAGUACCGAGAGAACCGCGGCGACUGGGGCGCGCCUCCAGACAAACGCCACCGCGGAGACUACGAGGUACCGCACCGCGAACAUCGCGAGCACCGGGAACACCGAGAACACCGCGAGAGGCGCGAGCACCGCGAACACAAGUCGGACCGGCGCGCCGAGCGAGAGGAGCGGCGCGCGGACCGUGAAGAGCGCCGUGCCGGCCGCGAGGAGCGCCGCUCGGGCCGACACCGCGGUCAGGACGAGCGUAGGGAAAUCGAUGAGGCGAAUGCGCUGCGAGCCAAGCUGGGCCUGCCGCCGCUGCGGCCCGCCCUGGACGCGGCUCGCGCGGCCGAGUCGGCCGGCGGUCUGGUCGGGGACGGCUACCGCGGCUCGCCGCUGCACCCGCAGGUCGCCGACGCUGCCGCCGUCGACUGGGUGUUCCUCGUGACCACGCUCAACUUCAACUUCUGGACGUCCGAGGGUGCCGUCAAGUACCGGGUGCGCCACGGAGGCAUCAUGUACGACGGCUACUUCUCCGUCUGCGCCGCUGUCAACCGGGCGCUGGAGGAGGGUAAGCCGGCGACCGACCCGGCCUGGUACGGCCGGCUGGACCUGGACGGUGUCCGUCACCUGCUCCGCUCUGACACGGAGGCCGAGAUCCCGCUACUGGAGGAGCGACACCGCGCCGUCACCGACGCUGGCAGGGUGUUGCUGGAAAAGUACGGCGGCAGUUUCGUCAACUGUGUGAAGGCGUGCGGCGGCUCGGCGCAGCGGCUGCUCCGGCUGGUCACAGACGAGUUCGCCUCGUACCGGGACGAGGCAGAGUUCAAGGGACAAAGAGUGUCGCUCUACAAGCGAGCGCAGAUUCUGAUUGCCGAUCUGUGGCUCUGCUUCGACGGCCGGGGGCUCGGCCAGUUCGACGAUAUCGACACGCUGACCAUGUUCGCCGACUACAGAAUCCCGCAGGCGCUGGCCUACUUGGGCGCGCUGCGCUACUCCCCGGAGCUGAUGGCGCUCCUGCAGGCAGAGCACGUGUUCGCCUCCGGCCACCCGAUGGAGGUCGAGAUCCGGGGCUGUAGUAUCGCCGCCGUGGAGCGGAUUGUGGCCGCCGCCCGGCAGAUGGCCGCCGAAUCCGGCCAGCCCGUCUCGCCCACCUUCCUCAACAGUAUCGGAGUGGAUAACUUCCUCUGGGGGUACCGGCGGCAGCACGUGAAGGAGACGAACGCUGUGCCCUAUCACAAGAAACCUAACACCACAAGACAUCUGAAGAUGUUGACUACAGCAAACUGGUGUGUAUUGAGGUGGUUGAGGAGGUCAGAAGGUCCCACAUCUCUGAAGUACUUGGUCAGGUCUCUGUCCAGCUCUGAGGGCCCUGAGCCAGAGCAGAGACCACUGCCACUGAGGAGCAGCAAACCCACCUCCAGCAGGCGGUCACAGCCGCGUCCGUUUAUCGACUGGCGCCGGAUCCGCGUGACGGCUGGCUCCGGUGGCGACGGCGCCGUCUCACUGGCCCGCGUGUACCGUAACCCGCGAGCCGGACCCAACGGAGGGGACGGGGGAGCCGGAGGUCACGUCAUCUUCCAGGCCACCACCAACGUCAAGAGUCUGGGCCACCUGGGCUCGUCGCUGCGCGCUGAGGACGGCGUGGCCGGCUCGGGACGCGACUGUCACGGUGCCACGGCCGCUCACCUGACCGUCAGCGUGCCGGUCGGCACCAUGUUCCAAACCGAGGAGGGCGGCCUGCGCGCCAGCCUGGACACGGAUGGUGCCAUGUUUGUGGCCGCGCGCGGCGGCGCCGGCGGCAGGGGCAACAAGUACUUCGCCACCGAUACGAACCAGACGCCGCGCGUCGCAGAGAGGGGAGCCGCCGGCGAGAGUUUCACCUACACGGUGGAGCUGCGGACCAUGGCCGAUGUUGGACUGAUCGGGUUCCCGAACGCCGGCAAGUCCACGCUGUUGCGGGCGGUGUCUCGCGCGCGACCGAAGGUGGCCGCCUACCCGUUCACCACGCUGCAGCCACACGUGGGCAUGGUGCAGUAUAGCGACUACACACAGCUGGCAGUGGCCGACAUUCCCGGUCUGAUACCGGACGCCCACCGUAACCGCGGCCUGGGCGUGUCCUUCCUGCGCCACGUGCAGCGCUGCACGUGCCUCCUCUACGUGCUGGACGUGUCGGCGCAGCCGGCCCAGCAGCUGCACGUGCUCCGCCACGAGCUGAACAUGUUCCAGCUGGGCCUGGCCGACCGGCCGCACGCGCUGGUCGCCAACAAGUGUGACCUGCCCGGCGCAGAGGCUAACCUGGCGGAGCUGCGGGCAGCCGUGGCACUGCCUGUGCUCCCGAUAUCGGCCAAGAUGGGCACCAACAUCCCCGAGCUUCUGUCGUUUCUUCGCCGGCUGUACGACCAGCACCGGACAGAGUCGGCGGCAGACGGCGAGCGGGCGGAGGGCUCGGGCGCCGCGUGACGCAUUCUGAGCGGAGGGCUGUGAUGUGGGGUGGAUUAUUGUAUGAUUUGCGACAAUGAAGGCGAUUUAACCGUGAA